CGUUACCGGUCAGAUCUUAAAAGGCCGGGCAGUGCGUGUGGCAUCCCGAUAGAGCCGGAGAGGAGCAAGUGGCAGUGCUGGGUGGCGGGAGCGCGGCUGUCACUGUGCUGGAGCAUCCCUGAGCUUCUGAACAGAGCCGACCAGUCAGCCAGCAUUGCGCGCCGCCGCCAGCCCGCGCCGAUCUCAUCCGUCUCGUGUCUCCGCUCAGGCGAUCCUCCAAGACUUCGCACAAAGCACAUUUUUCAAAGCAGCUCAAGGGAGCGCCCAGCCGCGUACAGGCGGACGCACCCUUCCUGUCCUUUGUUCCGGGGGGAUCUGCAACUGCUCUUCUCCCCAAGUCGGAGUCUCUUCUCCUGGGGUGGCGGCGGGUCGCCGAGUGCAGCUACGAAAAUGCCUUUGGAACUGACUCAGAGCCGGGUGCAGAAGAUCUGGGUGCCUGUCGAUCACCGACCCUCGUUGCCCAGAACCUGUGGGCCGAAGCUGACCAACUCGCCAACGGUGAUUGUGAUGGUGGGCCUCCCAGCCCGGGGUAAGACUUAUAUCUCCAAGAAGCUGACUCGCUACCUCAACUGGAUAGGUGUUCCCACGAAAGUGUUCAAUGUGGGAGAGUAUCGACGUGAGGCCGUGAAGCAGUUCAGCUCUUACAAUUUCUUCCGCCCUGACAACGAGGAAGCCAUGAGAGUCCGAAAACAGUGUGCCUUAGCUGCCCUGAGAGACGUCAAAAGUUACCUGACGAAGGAAGGAGGCCAGAUUGCAGUUUUUGAUGCUACCAACACUACUAGAGAGAGGAGACACAUGAUCCUUCAUUUUGCCAAAGAAAAUGACUUCAAGGUAUUUUUCAUUGAGUCCAUAUGUGACGACCCUACUGUUGUGGCCUCCAACAUCAUGGAAGUUAAAAUCUCCAGCCCGGAUUACAAAGACUGCAACUCGGCAGAAGCCAUGGAAGACUUCAUGAAGAGAAUCAAUUGCUAUGAAGCCAGUUACCAGCCUCUUGACCCUGAUAAAUGUGACAGGGACCUGUCGCUCAUCAAAGUGAUUGACGUCGGCCGGAGGUUCUUGGUGAACAGAGUGCAGGACCACAUCCAGAGCCGGAUUGUGUACUACCUAAUGAACAUCCACGUGCAGCCCCGCACCAUCUACCUGUGCCGGCACGGGGAGAAUGAACACAACCUGCAGGGCAAGAUCGGGGGCGACUCGGGCCUGUCCAGCAGAGGCAAGAAGUUCGCAAAUGCCCUGAGCAAGUUCGUGGAGGAGCAGAAUCUGAAGGACCUCCGCGUGUGGACAAGCCAGCUGAAAAGCACCAUCCAGACCGCGGAGGCCCUGCGGCUUCCCUAUGAGCAGUGGAAGGCGCUCAACGAGAUUGAUGCUGGUGUGUGUGAAGAACUGACCUACGAGGAGAUCAGAGACACCUAUCCUGAGGAGUACGCACUGCGUGAACAGGAUAAAUACUACUACCGAUAUCCCACAGGCGAGUCCUACCAGGACCUGGUCCAGCGCCUGGAGCCUGUGAUCAUGGAAUUAGAGCGCCAAGAGAAUGUGUUGGUCAUCUGUCACCAGGCUGUCCUACGCUGCCUGCUAGCCUACUUCCUCGACAAGAGUGCAGAGGAGAUGCCAUACCUGAAAUGCCCCCUUCAUACUGUCCUGAAGCUGACACCUGUGGCAUAUGGGUGUCGUGUGGAGUCCAUCUACUUGAAUGUGGAAUCUGUGAGCACACACCGGGAGAGGUCGGAGGCUGUCAAAAUACAACACUUUGCCAGUGUAGUCAGACCUUCCUCUUACACCGAACUUGACUUUCUGUCUGUGGAGUCCGAAAAACAGGAUGCAAAGAAGGGACCUAACCCGCUCAUGAGACGCAAUAGUGUCACCCCACUAGCCAGCCCUGAGCCCACCAAAAAGCCUCGCAUCAACAGCUUUGAGGAGCAUGUGGCUUCCACUUCUGCUGCCCUGCCCAGCUGCCUGCCCCCGGAAGUGCCCACGCAGCUGCCUGGACAACCUUUGCUAGGGAAAGCCUGUCUACGAACUGUCUGUCACAUUUUUUCAAAGUUUUCUCCUUACUAACCUGGGAAAGAACAUGAAGAGCCCCCGGAGCAGUACUGACUCCUCCCAGAAGCACUGAAGCUGAAACAUGGGUUCCGUUCCAUUUCUACAGCCUGCCUUGUGCCCGCUCAUCUACCUGAGGCCAAGCGAUCUCAAGGACUUCCGGACUGGGGGGAGAAUGGAGGUCUUCUGGGUGAAGAGAAACAACACCGCCUGAGAUGUUGGGAUGGCAAAGACAACUAGGAAGUUGGCCAGAUCCUAGCUUCCCAUGGCAAAGCUGCAGCCCUCCCCACCCUCUGUUCUCCUGGGACGUCCAGGGUGUCUGACCUCACAGACCCUACUGAAGCAUGGGAAGGACUGUAGUUCUAGAAGAGGUGAGAUCAGGCCUCUCAGUGGAUGUCACCAUGCUGUUCGGGUUUGUUUCUUUGGAUGCUGGCCCGCCCGGCACGUUGAUAGCCGAGAGACUAGACUGUCAGAGAAUCCUGAAGUUCAGAGUGAGUUAGACCCCAGAUGCUAAGGGAUGUUCAAACACUUGCGUGGCUUUUAUACAUCUUGGCCUGGGAAGAGACCUCAAAGAUAAGGGACUUGGACAAAUGCUGCCCUGGGUGUGGCCGUUAACCUGAGGCUUACUGGUCAGCUGGGCAGUGACAUGCCCUGGCCUUUCCACGCGUCCACAUGCCUUCUAGGUCUCGACUUAAGGGACACACUGGUUGCAUCAGUGUGGAAGGAAGCAUUUUGCUGAAAAAAAAAAAAAACCAGGACCCCCUCUUCCCUGGGGCUCUUAGGCUUUCUGUUCUCCAGCCUGGGCCUGGAGGCACCUGAGCAAAUCCUGUGGCUGGCUGUUUGCUGUUUUGCACUUUCUUUCCUUUCUUCCCCUCCCUCCCCCCCCCCCCCCCCCCCCC
This is a messenger RNA of Myodes glareolus (Bank vole), 2939 nucleotides long. The record is from RefSeq and is a predicted model, not a curated record. Lineage: Eukaryota; Metazoa; Chordata; Mammalia; Rodentia; Cricetidae.